Carya illinoinensis is the source of this 2427-nucleotide messenger RNA. Its product is annotated as pathogenesis-related thaumatin-like protein 3.5. The transcript is spliced from 3 exons. NCBI's taxonomy places the organism in Eukaryota, Viridiplantae, Streptophyta, Magnoliopsida, Fagales, Juglandaceae. The record is from RefSeq and is a predicted model, not a curated record. Bases 1209 to 2117 code for a protein of 302 amino acids. Gene Ontology annotation, biological process: defense response. Gene Ontology annotation, cellular component: extracellular region.
GUGAUUAGCCUCUAAAUUGAGUGUGGUCAUUUUUAUUGGCAAUUUGGCAUUCUAUGCUGUUAAAAUCCCUUUAUACAGUGUUUUAUUGGUCUACAGUUUUAUGUCCCCUGCUUGAAGUUCUCUUUCUUUGUUCUAAAAUCGAUGUUGCUGUGUUGGCCAGUGUGGGUGUUUUGGUAUCACGAUUUGGGGUCCCUCGUUCAUGUAACCGGUGAUCCAUACAAAUACAGCUCUGCUUUUUUCAUCUCUAUGCAUUAGUUUUUGUCUGUAAUACUUUGUUGUUCACUGCAUUUAAAGACAAUUUCAGUUGGUUGUAGUUCAGUCUUGCUAAAAUUACUGUUACUUGCGAAUGAUGAUUUUUUGCUGCGUGGCUGUAAUUUUGUGGUACCAAUUACUUGUAUAGGAAAGGUUAAUACCCAGAUUUUAAAAGGCAAGUGUUUGGCACUAGUUUCUAGCCAUGCAUACUGUGUAAGAAAAAGAAAAACAUGUAUGUCCUUAUGCAUGCUAUGCAUGGACUGGACUCUGGAGCCUCCUAUGAAUGACAUGGUUGGAGGCCCACCAAGGCAAUACUGAUGGGGGCUCACUGUCAUCUGUUUUUGUGUGGUGACACUGGUUGAUGCCAAGCUUGCCCCCCAAGUGCACUUUUAGAGUACUACCAAUCCUGGUGAAAUCAGAUUUGAUACUUUCCUCCAUAUUUAGAAUGAUAGAAAGUGAUUAACCACCUCAUAAAAGAAAAUUCUCCCGUCACGUCCACAACCGAAUAUUACUUGUUUAAAACGGAAAAGGGAUUAAACUAGUUUACAUUUUUCUAUUUUUUGGAGAGAAUCUUGGAUCGCUUUCCUGAGGGCCAUCCUGUGGAUUAUAUUAAUGAGCUCCAAUCUGAACUGCUCAACUGAUUCUUUGAAAGGUAACUGCUUAGAUUUUGUUGUCAGAGAGACAGCAUUUAGCUUUAAUCGUGUAUGACAUUUGUCCCAUGUAAUUGCUAAAGAAAGGAAUUGCUUCUUAAAGAGGCCAUCCAAAAAAUGGAAAUACUAAACCCAAAAGGAUGAUAUUGCGGCUGGGAAUUUGGUUCUGUUUUGUCAUUGCACACAAUCUCUACCCCCGCAGAAUUUAUCUGAGGAUCUGGUCCUUCUCUGUUGGACUCACCGCUUCCUAUCUAUCUACCUGAAGAUAGGACAAACUAGCAGAACCAACAAGAGUCAUCCUCAACAAUGACAAUGCCCACGUCCUGGAUGUUUCCAAGUUUGUCUAUUGCUGUCAUUUAUUUCUUCUCUUGCUCAUUAGCUUCCACUUUCACCAUAACCAACGACUGCCCCUAUACCAUAUGGCCAGGCACGCUUGCAGGGUCAGGCACGCCUCAACUUACAAUGACCGGAUUUCAGUUGAAUUCUGGCCAAAGUGUUAGCAUUCCAUCAACACCGGGAUGGUCGGGACGGAUAUGGGCAAGGACAGGAUGCACAUUCGAUGAGUUGGGAGCCGGCAAAUGUCAAACCGGGGACUGUGGGGGAAGGCUGGAAUGUGAUGGCAGUGGUGCCACUCCGCCUACAUCCCUCUUUGAGAUAACCCUUGGAACAGGCAACGAGAAAGAUUUCUACGAUGUUAGCAUCGUAGAUGGCUACAACUUGCCGCUUGUUGCUGCACCAAGAGGGAUGUAUGGCGCAUGUAACUCCACAGGGUGCGCUUCAAAUAUCAACAUGGGUUGCCCAAAGGAGCUUCAGGUAGCAGGAGGAGAGGAAGGGGGAGUGGUUGCAUGCAAGAGUGCAUGUGAGGCUUUUAAGAUGGACCAGUACUGCUGCAGUGGAGAGUUUGCCAACCCAACAACAUGCCGGCCCUCUUUUUAUUCAGCCAUUUUUAAAAGGGCUUGUCCAAGGGCUUAUAGCUAUGCUUUUGAUGAUGGCACAAGUACCUUUACAUGCAAGGCUAAUGAAUAUGCCAUAAUUUUUUGCCCUGGUGUUGAUGGGGUGAAAAAACCAGAUGAUCCAAUGCUCAUCCCUCCAAUGCUAGAGCAGAGCAAUAGGGAGGUUGUGGGGAUUGUAUCUUCGUCAAACAUCCUCCUCCCUCUUCCGAUUCUGGUUUUUCUGCUCAUCCUAAAGCUUAUUCUUCUGAACGCUGAAUAUUAGUUUACAGCCUUGGACAGCACAAAUUGACUCUACAACAGAGUCUCAAAUAUCCAUUUGAAUGGGAAUAUUUACUGAAUCAAAGAGGGACUGCAAAAGGGAGAAACAAAUUGGAAGUAGAAGGCUUAUUUUGUAGAGGAAUUUAAAAUGCAUAAAGAUCUUCAUGAGUUCACCAAGGACAUUGUAGCUGAUCCAAGAAUCCCAUGCUUUGUUGUCAAAAUGUACUUAACCUUGUAUUUCAAUCGUCACAGAACUUGUAAUAAUCUUGGAAGUAGGGCUGUAAAUAAAUUAGUCUAUUCGAUAGCUCGCUCAA